GCCUCCAGUAGCUGCUCACUCAGCCUCCCUUCUCCAGCUGUGAUAACACCACUGGAGCCACUUGGACGCCUAGACCAUGAACCCUGGGGAAUGCCCUUGCAUGUCUGGAGGAAUCUGCAUCUGCGGAGACAACUGCAAAUGCACAACUUGCAACUGUAAAACAUGUCGGAAAAGCUGCUGUCCCUGUUGUCCCCCGGGUUGUGCCAAGUGUGCCCGGGGCUGCAUCUGCAAAGGGGGCUCAGACAAGUGCAGCUGCUGCCCCUGAAACCCAUCCAUCAUGCUGGAAGAGAGGCCUGGAAGCACCUGUAUAGUGCAUGAAUAGAGAUGUUGGAAUAAUUGUACAAUAGGUUGUGCUUUUUAUAUAUUUGCCCAAAUGUGGUGUUGGUGACAUUCAUGUAA
Cynocephalus volans (Philippine flying lemur) is the source of this 399-nucleotide messenger RNA. RefSeq names its product metallothionein-4. NCBI's taxonomy places the organism in Eukaryota, Metazoa, Chordata, Mammalia, Dermoptera, Cynocephalidae. The record is from RefSeq and is a predicted model, not a curated record. The coding region runs from base 77 to 265 and encodes 62 amino acids. Gene Ontology annotation, molecular function: metal ion binding. Gene Ontology annotation, cellular component: nucleus; cytoplasm. The transcript is spliced from 3 exons. Gene Ontology annotation, biological process: cellular response to zinc ion; detoxification of copper ion; cellular response to copper ion.